Messenger RNA from Colletes gigas, 1065 nucleotides. Its product is annotated as peroxisomal membrane protein 2. Gene Ontology annotation, cellular component: membrane; cytoplasm. The record is from RefSeq and is a predicted model, not a curated record. NCBI's taxonomy places the organism in Eukaryota, Metazoa, Arthropoda, Insecta, Hymenoptera, Colletidae. The transcript is spliced from 5 exons. Bases 310 to 846 code for a protein of 178 amino acids.
ACAGUUAAUUCAUUUCGUACAUACAACAUCUAAUAAGAAAGUUUAUUACUAUUAGAAUAUUUAGAAAUGUUUAGAAAUCAGUCGACUACAAAAUAAGAGAAAAUUAAGAUUUUCUCUUUAAAUUUCCUUUGACACGAUAAUAUUUUCAAGGACACGUUAAAUUAUAUAUUUGAGUAUCCAAAAAUUAGCUUAAAAACAUUGAAACUCAAUCGUUUGAAACAUAUUUCGGAAAAGAUUGCUUUUCAAUUCCAUUUUUUUUUUUUUGUAUGCAUCAAUUACAUGACAAACAUACGCAAGUAGAAGUCAACAAUGGCACUCUCAAAACCGUCAAACUUAUUUCUUCACUUUAUCGGUACUUAUUUCGAGCAACUCUAUAUCAAUCCUGUAAAAACUAAAGCGAUUACCAGUUGUAUUCUUGCAACUCUCAGUAAUUAUAUAUCGCAAAAAAUUUCUGGGGCAAAGCAUAUGAACCAUGACAGUUUACUCGCGUAUGCACUUUUUGGAUUAUUUUUUGGAGGUCCUGUUCCACAUUAUUUCUACACAUUUAUACAUCCAUUUGUGAAAAGUCCUUUUAAGCUUCUGUUGAUUGAAAGAUGUAUAUAUUUACCAUGUUUUCAAGCUUUAGCAUUGUACAUGUUAUCUAGGCUUCAGGGUAACACACAUAAAUAUUCUUGUAAAGAGAUGAAGAGAUUGCACUGGCAUGUAGUCAGUACAAAUUUAAAAUAUUUAACAUUGUUACAAUAUAUCAAUUUUAAAUAUGUUCCACCAGGGUUACGUGUUCUGAUGAUAAAUUUGAUUAGUUUCUUUUGGACCAUAUAUAUUGCACAACUACAAUCAUACAAGUAAUGAGAAUAGGGAAAUAAUAUAUUAAUAUACAUAUAAAUUGGGUUUGUCAGCUAUAAAGGUUAAAGGGACCAUGUAUAUAUAUAUAAAGGAGAAUAUAUUUUGUAUAAGGAUUAUGUAAAUAAUCAUUCCAACUAGACAUUUUAUUUUGUAGUUAGAAUAUAGCAGACUAUUUUGUAAAUUUAUACUAUUCAAAGAAUUUAUAAAUAAAUCCUGUAAACG